UUUAAACAUCGGGGGCGUGGGAGGGGGAGAUAAAGGUGUUGUAUGUUGGCAAAUUAGCUACACCUUUCCUGUCUGUGUUCGCGUUGGGGCCGGCCUUCUUUGGGAAGGAAGCAAGCAAAAAAGGAAAAGAAAAAAAAAAAAGCGGAGCAAACGUGCGUUGAACGAGGGCUCUCCUUUUCACCGUCCGGGUGGUUUACAGGAGGAGGAAAAGCACUGGCCGCGCAGCAACGAGAACUUGCCACCGAACCGUGGUGGGGAGAAUAGCAGCACCACCCCCACCAUAGUCUGCCUCGGUCGGGUCGUUCCCGUUCAUUCUUCCUCGCCACCCCCGCCUCCGGGUGGCAGGGAGCAUACUAGCGCGGCGGCCGGAAAGAAAAGAAAAGCAGGCUAGCCAGUGGGCCAGGCAGCGAGCGCCACUGCUCCGGCCUUUCCCUCCCUUGCUUCCUUAGAGCCACUCGGAGGGCGGUUGGUGACGCCGCCGGACACAAUAAGGAAAGGCGGGUGAGACGAAGGGAGCCGGCACUGCGGUGCUGCUCUUCUAUCCCAUCCCGCCGCCGCCGCCGCUGUGCAGGCCUCGUUAGGACACUGGACGCUGCUGCUGCUGCUGCUCCUUGUGAGGGGGGUGCUAGGUGGGCUGCUGCGUCCACCUCCCAUUGCUUUCUUCGGCCGCCGCCGCCGCCUCCCCGGCCAGUCAGCGCCAAGCCAGCCUCAGUCAAGGUAGGCGAGGAGAAGGGAGAGGCUGCAGGCUUGGCGGCGGAAGACGCAGGCCGAGGGGAAAGGCCUAGUAGUGCCGCCGCGGCUGCGACUCCCCGGCGCCGGGGUCUGGGCCAAAACUCCUCUUCGGCGCGAUGGUGUGAGAGCGGAGCUGCAGCUGAGGGAAGAUGGCCGGUGGCGGCGGCGGCGUCGGCGGCGUCGGAAGAAGUGCUGGGGGCUCGAGAGAGAGCCUCUUUCUGGAUGCUUUGGAUAGAUCACAAUCCAAGAGGGACGGAGGUUUUAAAAAUAACUGGAGCUUUGAUCAUUCAGAAGAAAGUGGAGGAGAGGCUGAGAAAGAUGAAGCCAGUCUGCUGAGUUUAGAUGAGAGUGAUGUAGCUUGCAGUCCCAGUGGUGAAAAGAAAUUACUGCAUUAUCGUUCAGGAACUAUUGGGACUAGAGGUGAUUCCUUAAGAACAUAUACUAGACGAAACAAGCUUGAAACUUCCAGAGUGUGGAAAGGAAACUCGGUUGGACUCAACAUGUUGGGAAGCAGUAAGAAGUUGAGUGAAAAUGUUCAUAAUAUAUCUUGUUUGGGAACGGUAGUACAAGGUAGACGUUUUCACCAUGCUCAUGCACAAACACCUAUAGUAAAAACAGCGGCACAAAGCAAUCUGGAUCGAAAGGAAAGAAAAGAAUAUCCCCCUAACAUUCAGAAAAUAGAAAAUGACUUUCGAUCAUCUUUGCUUCAGGAGAUGAGGAACACAAGUGUUAUGGAGAACACAGAAGAAUCUGAGUCAGAAUCAGAAUCAGGAAUUAUGAGGAAGGUACAAAUGAAACGACACUGUAAUUCAUUUCAGUCUGGUUUGCUUUCGUCUCCUGCCAACAAAAAAUGUGCAACUCAUUUAGAGGUCUUGGAACAAAAUCAUUAUUCCUCAGCUUGCCUAUGCAGUGGGAAAGCAAAUGAAAGUCAGACCAAAUGCUCAGUUUGUGGAAGUCUGUAUAUUGGGAGCUUGCAAAGACAGUCCAUGCAAAGUGUCACAUUAAAUGAUUCUUUGGGACCUUUGGCACGAGAAUCAAUACAUGAGACUGCAACAGGGCAAAAAUAUUUAAAUACAGGACUAAAUGCAAAGAAGUUUUAUGGAUCUUCUCCUGGAUCAGAUUCAGUUGAUUACAUGGUGAGGCGAGAUAUAGGACCUACAAUGUUGCGGCCCAAUGGAAAAGUUGGUUCAAAAAUUACAGGAAACUUAAGGCAGAAGAAUACGGUAGCAUCUGAACUAAAUGAUCCAAUUGUUUUAUCCAGUGAUGACGAAGAGGAAGAUGAGAUUGGCAGCACAAACAGAGUGGAGAGCAUAUCACCACGUCCAGCAGAUUCAGCCUGUUCUUCUCCUGCACCUUCCACAGGAAAGGUGGAGGCAGCCUUGAAAGAAAACACUUGCGGAAUAGAACAGAGACUAACUAGUAUUACAGCAGACACAGAACCUGCAGUCAUAUUACCAAGAAAAGCAAGAAUGAAAGACCAGUUUGGCAAUGUUGUAUCCAGUGCUCCAGUAAAACGUCGCAAAGUUAUUACUCAAGAGAUCACAGCGGAUGUAUCUGUAAAAUAUCAGAACUCCUGCGAAAGCGUCAUCCUACACUGUAGAAGCAUAAGAAUAGGAACCUUGCGAAGAAUGGUGGUGGAGCCUGUGAUUUUUUGCCUCGAUUAUAUCAAGAUACGUUUGGAAGACUCUGAAAAUGGUACUAGGGAUAUUAAUUUAAAAACCUCGGAACUAACCAAGUGUGAAUGGUGUGGUGUAAGGAAGUUGCCGGUAGUAUUUCUACAAACUAUACCUGCUGCCUGCAAUAGUUUAAGAUCUCAACUGAAGAUGAACAAGGAGAACGAUAGUGUCUGGUAUGACUGUAAAGGAGCAAAUCCAGAAGAACAAUACAUCAUUUUAAUUUUUGAGACUGGGCUUGAUCCUCAUGCAAAUGCAAUAUUUGAAAAAAUUAUCGCUGAGAUUGGUGUCCGGAACAACAUUUCUGACUUUUUUCUGAAAAUUCCUUUUGAAGAAGCAAAUAGUAGGCUUGUGGCUUUUACAAAAUCCUUUGAAGAUGCCUCCAAAGGAAGUGCUGCUCAUAAAGAAGGCAAAACGAAACAUGUUGUUGCUGAAUCAAAAAUGCAGCUGCGAAAUUCAACACAGUUCCAGUUUUUUGAUGAUGAUGAAGAAAGUGGAGAGCCACACACAGUCUUUAUUGGUCCUAUAGAAAAGUUGAUAGUUUAUCCUCCGCCUCCAGCGAAGGGUGGCAUUUCUGUGACCAAUGAAGAUCUCCAUUGCUUAAAUGAAGGAGAAUUCUUAAACGAUGUAAUAAUUGACUUUUAUUUAAAAUAUCUGGUGCUUGAAAAAUGGGAAAAAGCCUAUGCUGAUAAGAUUCAUGUAUUCAGUUCCUUCUUCUACAAACGCCUUAAUCAAAGAGAAAGGAGAAACCUUCAUGAGACUACAAAACUCACAAUUCAACAGAAACGGCAUGGACGAGUAAAAACAUGGACACGGCAUGUUGAUAUCUUUGAUAAAGACUUUAUUUUUGUUCCCCUCAAUGAGGCGGCACAUUGGUUUUUGGCUGUCAUCUGUUUUCCAGGUUUAGAGAAACCUAUGCAUGAGCCCAAUCCCUUCUUCCAGGAUCAUAUAUCUACACAGGUUAAAUCUUCCUCUUCAGAUCAAGACAGAAGCACUUCGCCACGUAAACCCAGUGAAUUGGAUAUAUUGCAACACUCCUCAUCUGCAGCUGUAACAAAGAAGGCACUGAGCAAGAAGCCUAUUGCAGCAUUAACGGACACAGGCACAGAAGCUGAGGAGAGUGAGUUAUGGUAUUGCAGAAGAAACCUUUCUGGGAAAAGUGGCUUAAAAAAAUUAAAUCAGUUAAAUAGUACCACAGAAGACUUGAGAACUGUGGAAUCUGUAUGUCACAAACAUGAACAUAGGACUUCAGAGGCAAAUGGCAUGCAGUGUGAACAGAAAACUCACAUACAGGCUACUGAUGGUUUACAGAAAAUCAGGCUAAACUAUAGCGAAGAUUCAGCUGACAGUAGUAAAGCAAAUGAAGAUGAGCUAAUAGAUUUUUCAGAAGAUCAAGAUAACCAGGAUAACAGCAGUGAUGAUGAUGAUGGUCUUACAGAUGAUAAUUGUUCUUCAGAAGUGGGACAAUGGCAUCUGAAGCCAACUAUAUAUAAACAGCCUUGCAUUCUGCUCAUGGAUUCACUGAGAGGCCCAUCUCGAUCGAAUGUUGUUAGAACACUGAGGGAGUACUUGGAAGUAGAGUGGGAAGUCAAGAAAGGCAGUAAAAGAAGUUUCUCCAAAGAUGUCAUGAAAGGCUCAAACCCUAAAGUACCACAACAGAACAACUUCAGUGAUUGUGGAGUGUAUGUGCUACAGUAUGUGGAGAGCUUUUUUGAGACUCCCAUUUUAAGUUUUGAACUACCAAUGAAUCUAACAGAUUGGUUUCCCCGUCCAAGAAUGAAAACAAAACGAGAAGAAAUAAGGAACAUAAUCCUGAAUCUACAGGAACAACAGAACAAAGAAAAGAAAGGACUGAAGGACAUUAAUGCAGCAGAGAAAUCUUUUCAGGAUGGAACAGAACAAUUUAUCAGCAGCAGUUCAGACUGAAUAUUAUCAGCCCUACAUUGAAAAACUGAAAUUUACUUUGUACUCUGCCCAAACUGAGGACUUGGAAUAUUAUCCAUUCAAACUUACUAUUGAUUCUUAUAAAUGUUUCAUGAAUUGAACAGAUUUCUCUCAAAGUGUAUUAACUAGACAAAUCUGUAAAUAUGUUAAUUAGGCCAACCUUUUUCAACAUUUGUAAUUAUUUUUUUCACUUCUUAGGAAACCUUUGUUAUGUAUUUCUGUUAAUAGAACAAUAGCAACUUCUAGACAAAAAGCAAAUAAAUAAAAUAUUUAUAGGAUAAAUUGAUUAACUUUUUCUGUGUUAAAUAAAGUUGUCAUUUAACAUUUCCCAGUAAGACUUCUGUAAUGCAUGGGGAAUGCUUUAUGUAGCAGGGUUUCCAAAUUCAUACUUUGAUUUACAGUUGCCAUUACAAGAUGUUCUGCUUCAGCAAUGUACAACAAUAUAAGAAUGUGUCUAAAUGCCCUGUGUUUCCAAGGUGAGUGGUUUGCAUUUAAAGUCCAGGUACAGGCAAUGUAAUCUUUGGUAAGGAACGUUUCUGAUAUAGGUCAUAAUAAGAGAGAGAAUUUCACAAGUGCUUGGGAAUAAUGCUGCUUUAUGUCCACAGAACAACUUACUCAAGCAGUUUCAGAUACAGUCAGCUUAAGUACUGUAAUGCUGUUGGAUCCUUUUUUGUGGCUCCUGAUUGUUGUGCAACUGUAUUUUGACAAUUCUUUCAUUAUAAAAUUGUAUUUUUGGUAAGUGUGCUUGAAAUAGCAGCAGAUUGCCCAUAUUACAUUUUCUGUGUCAGAAUUCUGAAUGUCGCAUUCAUAUGUGCUUUAUCUAUCUGAUGAACAUUUUUAAAAUGUAUUACUAUUUUUUGUAAUGUCCAGAAAACCAAAAUAUUGCUAGAUUUCAUUGCUUGCUUGCUUCUCAGUUUUAAGUAGAGUUGUCUAAUGAUACUGAAUCAACUUGAUGACAUAUUUUCAUGAUAUAAUUUGAUUUUCGAAGUAUGUAAAAAAAAAAAAAAGUACAGCCUUAUGAUACCAGCGUUUCCAAAACAAAGCAACUACCUUGCAUAACUUUAUUUACAAACAUUCGCAAGGUAUUGUAUUCAGAAUAACCGAAUAGAAGCUCCUCUUGCAAAGGUGUUUUACUGUAAUGAUAUCUUUUGUGUAAAAGAAACCUUUGUGGUUUUCUGUGGGGUGCAAAGAACUGUUGAAUGAAGACAUAUAAGAGUAAUGUAGAGGGUUUACACCAUCACAACCAUGCACCCUCUUCAGAUUGCUCUCAGUCUAUUUUGAGUGAAGGCAGUCUCCAUAGAAAUGUGCACCUCAGCACCAGUCCUUCAAUUGUAUGAUGGGUGAUACCUGCUCCGUUGUCCAACAUUUAUUUAUGUGCAGCUAUUGCUAAGAUUGCUUUGUCCAAAGUGGCAUGCAGAAGACUAUGACUGGCAAAAAGUUAGUGCUUUUAGGGCUAUGGUCCAGCACACAAGCUGCUUAAGUCCUAUUAUCUUAACUUUAAGCAGCUUAACUACAUGUAGGACUGCAGUUCUUGUGUCUCCCUUUUACAUACUUUGGCCCUGGGUUUAGGUCAGGGCUGCACAACUUCUACCCUGCAGCUGUUGGACUACAACUCUCAUCAUCCACAGCCACAGUGGCCAGUAGUCAGGGAUGAUGGGAAUUGUAGUCCAACAUCUGGAGAUCCAAAAUUGUGCAACCCUGGUGUGAGUUUUAUUAGACAAGAAUUUUAGAGCCCUUGUGGCAUGGUCUAUAUUACUUUGAAUCUAUGGUGAUCAUCUGUUUUGACACAAAUCUGAAGGAAAAGUGCUUGGGAUUUUAGUUAAAACAUAGCAUAAUGGACAUUAUCCAGUAUGCUUGCCUAAUAAUUGUCUGAGAAUUACAGGGAAUUCAAAAAGCAAAGGUAGCUAGAAUAAACAUAAGAAAAUUGAUUGUCAACCAGUGUAAAAAUAAAUUGGUAUUGUGAUAUGUUAAAGUAUUACUCAAACACAUUCCUUUUAGAAGAGAUUUACCUAGUGAAAUUCAUACUUGCCGUCACAAGGUUAUUGGUUGCAAUAUCUUGAUUUGUUCAAAAUGAGAUACUUUUCUUUAACAGGUUGUGACACAUCUUAGUAUUAGAUUAUUCAGUUCUGCUCCUAGGAAUGGCUUGGAGUUUGUAUUCCAUUUCAAGAUGUGAAGAACGUACUGCUUUUCUCUUAAUAUUAUGGUAAAAGAUUAGUCAUGCAGCAAGCUGAUACACAUGUUGAUAUAGGAAAUUUAUUUUUUUAAUAAAAUGAUAGAAAAACAGAA
Hemicordylus capensis (graceful crag lizard) is the source of this 6635-nucleotide messenger RNA. RefSeq names its product SUMO specific peptidase 6 (gene SENP6). Gene Ontology annotation, biological process: regulation of spindle assembly; regulation of kinetochore assembly; protein desumoylation. The record is from RefSeq and is a predicted model, not a curated record. Gene Ontology annotation, cellular component: nucleus; cytoplasm. Gene Ontology annotation, molecular function: SUMO-specific endopeptidase activity. The transcript has 24 exons. Lineage: Eukaryota; Metazoa; Chordata; Lepidosauria; Squamata; Cordylidae. The coding region runs from base 882 to 4331 and encodes 1149 amino acids.